Benincasa hispida (wax gourd) is the source of this 1149-nucleotide messenger RNA. Lineage: Eukaryota; Viridiplantae; Streptophyta; Magnoliopsida; Cucurbitales; Cucurbitaceae. The record is from RefSeq and is a predicted model, not a curated record.
AUGGCCGAUCAAACCAGUUCCCAUCCUACUUCCCCCUCUGCUGCUGACCAGACAGCCAUUCGUGAGGCAGCUUUUCUGGCUGCCAGCCGCCGUCUGGCUACCCAAGCUCGCCAUACCCCUCGACUCGUUGGAAAGCCCGACGCCACUCAUUGCCCUCAAAACCUACUGCAUUCUAGAGGGGAACAAGCACGGAAAGCCUGCCUAUUUGAUGAAGAGAAAGAAGAGGAUGAGGUGGUAACCGCAGUGGAAGCUGCAAUUAAGGAUGCGAUCGUCACUGAGAUCGCAAGAGAGUUGGAGAAGGAAGCAGUUGAAGCUGUGGAUGUGGCGAUCAAUGAUGCGAUCAUUGUUGAGGUCGCAAAGGAAGCUGGGAAGGAAAAAGAAGAAAUUGCCAUGGUUGUUGCAGUGCCCGCACCUGAAGUUGUAGUGUUGGAGGUGGCUGGUGGGGCACUGCUAGAAGACAGUCCAGAUGCACCAGAACAAACAGUGAGGGAAGUUGAUGAAGAAAAGAAGAAAAAAGAAAAGAAAAGGAAAAGGGAGAAUAAGGAAGGAUGGGUCGAGUCUUCCCGUCAUCGCAAAUCAAAGAAAAAUAAACGUGAUGACGAAGAUGAGAAAGCCCAGAAGAAGAGAAAACAAGAAAAAGAAGAGCGGAAAAUGCCCCGAAGGGAAAGAAGGCACUUAAGAAAAAAAGCAAAAGCAGCGCAACAGGCUGCUACGCCGGUGAUGGAUGGGGAAUCCACAUCCGUAAGAGAAAACCAUGGGGAAUCGACCCAACCAAUGAAACCACCGCAACAGGAAGCUACGUAUGUAGUUGCGGUGGAAGAAACUGAAGAACAAGAGGGCGUCCCAUUAAUGCGGCGUCGCAAGGAGGAUGCGCCGUGGGAAACUGAGAUUGAUACUCAAAGGCUAAUUUUGGCCUUGGAAAAAGAAGAAAGAAGAAGGAAAGAAGUAGAAGAGAGACGAGAGAAAAUGGAGAGGGGCAAGCUCAUCAUCACCGAAGGGGAGAGGCGACGACGCAUCGAGUACGAAGAAAUGAAGAAGAACAAUGAGCUUACCCAUUUGGAGUCAAUUAAGAAAAGAGAAAAGGAUCAGUGCCUGUUGAUUGCUUCUACACAAUUUGAAGAAGAAUUUGAAAGGGAGGAAAGAGAAUGA